This is a messenger RNA of Callithrix jacchus (white-tufted-ear marmoset), 736 nucleotides long. RefSeq names its product interferon lambda 1 (gene IFNL1). The record is from RefSeq and is a predicted model, not a curated record. Gene Ontology annotation, biological process: cell surface receptor signaling pathway via JAK-STAT; positive regulation of immune response; defense response to virus. Gene Ontology annotation, molecular function: cytokine activity. NCBI's taxonomy places the organism in Eukaryota, Metazoa, Chordata, Mammalia, Primates, Cebidae.
AUUCUCAUUUCCAAUUACCUUUUCACUUUACAUACAUCAUCCCGGAUUGCUCAUCUUGGGCAUUGCUCAUUCAUUUCCCGGCUAAAAAGCAGAGCCAUGCCGCUGGGGAAGCAGUUGCGAUUUAGCCAUGGCUGCAGCUUGGAUCGUGGUGCUGGUGACUUUGGUGCUAGGUUUGGCUGUGGCAGGCUCUGUCUCCACUUCCAAGCCCAUCACUACUGGGAAGGGCUGCCACAUUGACAGGUACAAAUCUCUGCCACCGCAGGAGCUAGCGAGCUUCAAGAAGGCCAGGGAUGCCUUGGAAGAGUCAUUCAAGCUGAAAGACUGGAAUUGCACCUCUCCUGUCUUCCCCAGGAAUUGGGACCUGCGGCUGCUCCAGGUGAGGGAGCGCCUCGUGGCCUUGGAGGCUGAGCUGGCCCUGACACUGGAAGUUCUGGAGGCCACUGCUGACAAUGACACGGCCUUGGGGGACGUCCUGGACCAGCCUCUUCACACCCUGCACCACAUCCUCUCCCAGCUCCGGGCCUGUGUCCAGCCUCAGCCCACGGCAGGGCCCAGGCCCCAGGGUCGCCUCCACCAUUGGCUGCACCGGCUCCAGGAUGCCCCGAAAAAGGAGUCCCCUGGCUGCCUCGAGGCCUCUGUCACCUUCAACCUCUUCCGGCUCCUCACACGGGACCUGCAUUGUGUCGCCAGUGGUGACCUGUGACUGAGAACCUCGACCCACCCCGAGUCCACCUGA